Molecule: messenger RNA, 1367 nt
Organism: Temnothorax curvispinosus
Lineage: Eukaryota; Metazoa; Arthropoda; Insecta; Hymenoptera; Formicidae
Product: putative nuclease HARBI1
Exons: 5
Coding region: 112-1299 (395 amino acids)
Source: RefSeq, a predicted model, not a curated record
GUUCUUUAUUGCUGCACUGAGUUCAUACUGCACUGCACUGAACGGAACUAGUGCUAGCAGGACAAGUUGUUUGUGAGCAAGUAUAAAGAACGCGUCAGUGCAAUAAUUAACAUGGCGAUGAUCUUGAAUGAUUUAUUUUUUGAAUCUUCUGAUGAUGAAGAAAAUAAUAUGUUUCCAUUUCAACCUAUUGCGCGUUACGAUGACGAUGAUUUUUAUGAGUUACACAUGUUACAUCCAAUUUUCGGAUUAGUGCAAAGAAUUGAACAUGUGAAAAUAAACAAUUAUAUCGAACAUAUUGUUCAUAAUUAUAAUAACGUUGAUUUUCUUAUGCACUUUCGCUUGUCAAGAAGAGCAGCAUAUCAAUUAAUAGACCAAUUUACAGUGUCGGAAAUAUUUACUUCUAUACAAGAACGUAUACAAAAUAAUAAAAUAAGCGCUGAAAAACAUAUUUUAUGUUAUUUAUGGUUUGUGGGUCAUCAAACAGGAUCUUAUCGAGAUGUAGCAGAUAGAUUCGGAAUAACAAUAAGUGCGUUACACACAGUAAUAACAAGAGUAACCGAUUUUAUUUUAGCUUUAGCGCAUCAUAUUAUUAAAUAUCCAACUGAUCUCGAAAAAGAACAAACCUCAAACUUUUAUCUACAACGAAAAGGAUUUCCUAAUAUAAUUGGUGCUAUUGAUGGUUCUCACAUCAAAAUAGACAAACCUGCGGAAGAUCCUGAUUCCUAUAUAAAUCGGAAACAAUAUUUUUCCAUUCAUGUGCAAGGGACGGUUAAUCAUGACAUGAAAUUUAUUGACGUAUUUAUUGGGUAUCCAGGUUCCGUUCACGAUGCAAGAGUUUUUAAAAAUUCAACACUAUAUAAUGAUCUACAUAAUAUUUGUGGAGAUAAUUAUUACCUGUUGGGAGAUAGUGCUUAUCCUUGUUUGAAACAAUUGAUUGUUCCAUAUAAAGAUAACGGACACUUGACACGUGCACAAAGAUCAUUCAACCAGAAAUUAAGCUCAUGCAGAGUUGUUAUCGAAAAUGCAUUUGGCUGCCUUAAGCAAAGAUUUCGUCAGUUAUAUCACUUCAAAUUGCGAGAUAUACCACGAAUGGUACGAGUCAUACAUGCAUGUUGUGUAUUACAUAACAUUGCGAAUGUGCAAGACCUACACUAUUUUGAACCACAACUAAAUGAAGAAUAUCCUGAUAUUGAAUUACAAAAUAGACCAAUUGUAAUGAUCGAUAAUGCAAGGGAAUAUGAGGAUGAUGUGAGAGGAACGCAUGUUCGUGACGAAAUCUGUAAUUUACUAUCUCGAUAAAAAGAAAAUAAUGUAUUAUAAUUCAAAUAUUUUGUAUUAUAAAUUUUUUUAUUUUGUAAUGCAUAAAA